Molecule: messenger RNA, 10965 nt
Organism: Aedes aegypti (yellow fever mosquito)
Lineage: Eukaryota; Metazoa; Arthropoda; Insecta; Diptera; Culicidae
Product: mucin-2-like
Exons: 3
Coding region: 101-10771 (3556 amino acids)
Cellular component (GO): extracellular region
Molecular function (GO): chitin binding
Source: RefSeq, a predicted model, not a curated record
CCAACCUUCCCGAAACUAUCGAUAAAGCCAAUAGUCGCUUCUGUUCAUUGCACAGUAUAGUGCAUCACCUUCUAUCGAACACUUAUUCUAGUCGAGUGAAAUGAACCCUUUCCAGAUGAGGUUCUCAGCUAUCGUUAUGUUACUAUCCGUAUCGAUAGUUCUCUGCGAUAACGAAUGCUCCAACAAUAGCCGAUCUCAAGCUCAAAUGGUGGCAUAUUCGAAAAAUUGCGAGAAAUACAUCGUUUGUGUAGGAAACAUCAGAAUUUUAAGAUCUUGUCCAAGAUCCACUGCAUGGGACCCUACGAAGAAAAUUUGUACUUCAAGUGCAGUCGCAGUGAGAUGUAGGAAGAAACGAAAAAUGGCAAUAGAUAACUUCCGUUCAAAUAACGUAAUCUUACACCCAGAAGAGGAGCCUUCGAUUUCCUGCACCGAUAGCACAGAUAGUUCGUGUCCAGCAGUUUUCGAUCCAACUCAUCUUGUUUUAAGACCACACUAUAACUGUGAAAAGUACUAUCUUUGCAUAUCUUUUCUUCCUGUGGUAUUGUCGUGUCCAAGGAAUUUGCACUUCAAUCAGCAGUCCUGUGAAUGUGACCUUCCGAGUGAUGCACAGUGCGUAUCAACAUCAACGGUUUCUCCGUCCACUGACGAGGUAACAACUUCAACGAAAGAAGAUACUACUACAGUAACGGAUUCUCCGUCUACUGUAACGCAGGAGGUUACAACAGAAGAGCAGCUUACUACAGUAACGGACUCUCCGUCUACUGUAACGCAGGAGGUUACAACAGAAAAGCAGCCUACUACAGUAACGGACUCCCCAUCUACUGUAACGCAAGAGAUUACAACAGAAGAGCAGCCCACUACAGCAACGCACUCCCCAUCAACUGUAACGCAGGAAAUUACAACAGAAGAGCAGCCUACUACAGUAACGGACUCUCUGUCUACUGUAACGCAGGAGGUUACAACAGAAGAGCAGCCUACUACAGUAACCGACUCUCAAUCAACUGUAACGCAAGAGAUUACAACAGAAGAGCGGCCUACUACAGUAACGGACUCCCCAUCUACUAUAACGCAAGAGAUUACAACAGAAAACCAGUCUACUACAGCAACGCACUCCCCAUCUACUGUAACGCAGGAUAUUACAACAGAAGAGCAGCCUACUACAGUAACGGACUCUCCAUCUACUGUAACGCAAGAGAUAACAACAGAAGAGCAGUCUACUACAGUAACGGACUCUCUGUCUACUGUAACGCAGGAGGUUACAACAGAAGAGCAGCCUACUACAGUAACGGACUCCCCAUCUACUGUAACGCAGGAGGUUACAACAGAAGAGCAGCCUACUAAAGUAACGGACUCCCCAUCUACUGUAACGCAAGAGAUUACAACAGAAGAGCAGCCUACUACAGUAACGGACUCUCCGUCUACUGUAACGCAGGAGGUUACAACAGAAGAGCAGCCUACUACAGUAACGGACUCCCCAUCUACUGUAACACAAGAGAUUACAACAGAAGAGCAGCCUACUACAGUAACGGACUCUCCAUCUACUGUAACGCAAAAAAUAACAACAGAAGAGCAGUCUACUACAGCAACCGACGCUCAAUCAACUGUAACGCAAGAGAUUACAACAGAAGAGCAGCCUACUACAGUAACGGAUUCCCCAUCUACUGUCACGCAAGAAAUAACAACAGAAGAGCAGCCUACUACAGUAACGGACUCUCCAUCUACUGUAACGCAAGAGAUUACAACAGAAGAGCAGCCUACUACAGUAACGGACUCUCCGUCUACUGUAACGCAGGAGAUUACAACAGAAGAGCAGCCUACUACAGUAACGGACUCCCCAUCUACUGUAACGCAAGAGAUUACAACAGAAGAGCAGCCUACUACAAUAACGGACUCUCCAUCUACUGUAACGCAGGAGGUAACAACAGAAGAGCAGCCUACUACAGUAACGGACUCCCCAUCUACUGUAACGCAAGAGAUUACAACAGAAGAGCAGCCUACUACAGUAACGGACUCCUCAUCAACUGUAACGCAGGAGAUUACAACAGAAGAGCAGUCUACUACAGCAACGGACUCCCCAUCUACUGUAACGCAAGAGGUAACAACAGAAGAGCAGCCUACUACAAUAACGGACUCUCCAUCUACUGCAACGCAAGAGAUUACAACAGAAGAGCAGUCUACUACAGCAACGGACUCCCCAUCUACUGUAACGCAAGAGAUUACAACAGAAGAGCAGCCUACUACAGUAACGGACUCUCCGUCUACUUUAACGCAGGAGGUUACAACAGAAGAGCAGCCUACUACAGUAACGGACUCUCCAUCUACUGUAACGCAAGAGAUUACAACAGAAGAGCAGCCUACUACAGUAACGGACUCUCCGUCUACUGUAACGCAGGAGAUUACAACAGAAGAGCAGCCUACUACAGUAACGGACUCCCCAUCUACUGUAACGCAAGAUAUUACAACAGAAGAGCAGCCUACUACAGUAACGGACUCCCCAUCUACUGUAACGCAAGAGAUUACAACAGAAGAGCAGCCUACUACAAUAACGGACUCUCCAUCUACUGUAACGCAGGAGGUUACAACAGAAGAGAAGCCUACUACAGUAACGGACUCCCCAUCUACUGUAACGCAAGAGAUUACAACAGAAGAGCAGCCUACUACAGUAACGGACUCCUCAUCAACUGUAACGCAGGAGAUUACAACAGAAGAGCAGUCUACUACAGCAACGGACUCCCCAUCUACUGUAACGCAAGAGGUAACAACAGAAGAGCAGCCUACUACAAUAACGGACUCUCCAUCUACUGCAACGCAAGAGAUUACAACAGAAGAGCAGUCUACUACAGCAACGGACUCCCCAUCUACUGUAACGCAAGAGAUUACAACAGAAGAGCAGCCUACUACAGUAACGGACUCUCCGUCUACUGUAACGCAGGAGAUUACAACAGAAGAGCAGCCUACUACAGUAACGGACUCCCCAUCAACUGUAACGCAGGAAAUUACAACAGGAGAGCAGCCUACUACAGUAACGGACUCUCCAUCUACUGUAACGCAAGAGAUUACAACAGAGGAGCAGCCUACUACAGCAACCGACUCUCAAUCAACUGUAACGCAAGAGAUUACAACAGAAGAGCAGCCAACUACAGUAACGGACUCCCCAUCUACUGUAACGCAAGAGAUUACAACAGAAGAGCAGCCUACUACAAUAACGGACUCUCCAUCUACUGUAACGCAGGAGGUUACAACAGAAGAGAAGCCUACUACAGUAACGGACUCCCCAUCUACUGUAACGCAAGAGAUUACAACAGAAGAGCAGCCUACUACAGUAACGGACUCCUCAUCAACUGUAACGCAGGAGAUUACAAUAGAAGAGCAGUCUACUACAGCAACGGACUCCCCAUCUACUGUAACGCAAGAGGUAACAACAGAAGAGCAGCCUACUACAAUAACGGACUCUCCAUCUACUGCAACGCAAGAGAUUACAACAGAAGAGCAGUCUACUACAGCAACGGACUCCCCAUCUACUGUAACGCAAGAGAUUACAACAGAAGAGCAGCCUACUACAGUAACGGACUCUCCGUCUACUUUAACGCAGGAGGUUACAACAGAAGAGCAGCCUACUACAGUAACGGACUCCCCAUCUACUGUAACGCAAGAGAUUACAACAGAAGAGCAGUCUACUACAGUAACGGACUCUCCAUCUACUGUAACGCAAGAGAUUACAACAGAAGAGCAGCCUACUACAGUAACGGACUCUCCGUCUACUUUAACGCAGGAGGUUACAACAGAAGAGCAGCCUACUACAGUAACCGACUCUCCGUCUACUGCAACGCAGGAGGUUACAACAGAAGAGAAGCCUACUACAGUAACGGACUCCCCAUCUACUGUAACGCAAGAGAUUACAACAGAAGAGCAGCCUACUACAGUAACGGACUCUCCAUCUACUGGAACGCAAGAGAUUACAACAGAAGAGCAGCCUACUACAGUAACGGACUCUCCAUCUACUGUAACGCAAGAGAUUACAACAGAAGAGCAGCCUACUACAGUAACGGACUCUCCGUCUACUGAAACGCAGGAGGUAACAACAGAAGAGCAGCCUACUACAGUAACGGACUCCCCAUCUACUGUAACGCAUGAGAUUACAACAGAAGAGCAGCCUACUACAGUAACGGACUCUCCAUCUACUGAAACGCAGGAGGUAACAACAGAAGAGCAGCCUACUACAGUAACAGACUCCCCAUCUACUGUAACGCAAGAGAUUACAACAGAUGAGCAGCCUACUACAGCAACGGAUUCCCUAUCUACUGUAACGCAAGAGAUAACAACAGAAGAGCAGCCUCCUACAGUAACCGACUCUCCGUCUACUGUAACGCAGGACGUUACAACAGAAGAGCAGCCUACUACCGUAACGGACUCCCCAUCUACUGUAACGCAAGAGAUUACAACAGAAGAGCAGCCUACUACAGUAACGGACUCUCCGUCUACUAUAACGCAAGAGAUUACAACAGAAGAGCAGCCUACUACAGUAACGGACUCUCCAUCUACUGUAACGCAGGAGAUUACAACAGAAGAGCAGCCUACUACAGUAACGGACUCUCCAUCUACUGUAACGCAAGAGAUUACAACAGAAGAGCAGCCUACUACAGUAACGGACUCCCCAUCUACUGUAACACAAGAGAUUACAACAGAAGAGAAGCCUACUACAGUAACGGACUCUCCAUCUACUGUAACGCAAGAGAUAACAACAGAGGAGCAGUCUACUACAGCAACCGACUCUCAAUCAACUGUAACGCAAGAGAUUACAACAGAAGAGCAGCCUACUACAGCAACGGACUCCCCAUCUACUGUAACGCAAGAGGUAACAACAGAAGAGCAGCCUACUACAAUAACGGACUCUCCAUCUACUGCAACGCAAGAGAUUACAACAGAAGAGCAGUCUACUACAGCAACGGACUCCCCUUCUACUGUAACGCAAGAGAUUACAACAGAAGAGCAGCCUACUACAGUAACGGACUCUCCGUCUACUUUAACGCAGGAGGUUACAACAGAAGAGCAGCCUACUACAGUAACGGACUCCCCAUCUACUGUAACGCAAGAGAUUACAACAGAAGAGCAGCCUACUACAGUAACGGACUCUCCAUCUACUGUAACGCAGGACGUUACAACAGAAGAGCAUCCUACUACAGUAACGGACUCUUCAUCUACUGUAACGCAAGAGAUUACAACAGAACAGCAGUCUACUACAGUAACCGACUCUCCGUCUACUGUAACGCAGGAGGUUACAACAGAAGAGAAGCCUACUACAGUAACGGACUCCCCAUCUACUGUAACGCAAGAGAUUACAACAGAAGAGCAGCCUACUACAGUAACGGACUCUCCAUCUACUGUAACGCAAGAGAUUACAACAGAAGAGCAGCCUACUACUGUAACGGACUCUCCGUCUACUGAAACGCAGGAGGUUACAACAGAAGAGCAGCCUACUACAGUAACGGACUCCCCAUCUACUGUAACGCAAGAGAUUACAACAGAUGAGCAGCCUACUACAGCAACGGAUUCCCUAUCUACUGUAACGCAAGAGAUAACAACAGAAGAGCAGCCUCCUACAGUAACCGACUCUCCGUCUACUGUAACGCAGGACGUUACAACAGAAGAGCAGCCUACUACAGUAACGGACUCCCCAUCUACUGUAACGCAAGAGAUUACAACAGAAGAGCAGCCUACUACAGUAACGGACUCCCCAUCUACUGUAACGCAAGAGAUUACAACAGAUGAGCAGCCUACUACAGCAACGGAUUCCCUAUCUACUGUAACGCAAGAGAUAACAACAGAAGAGCAGCCUCCUACAGUAACCGACUCUCCGUCUACUGUAACGCAGGACGUUACAACAGAAGAGCAGCCUACUACAGUAACGGACUCUCCAUCUACUGUAACGCAAGAGAUUACAACAGAAGAGCAGCCUACUACAGUAACGGACUCUCCGUCUACUAUAACGCAAGAGAUUACAACAGAAGAGCAGCCUACUACAGUAACGGAUUCCCCAUCUACUGUCACGCAAGAAAUAACAACAGAAGAGCAGCCUACUACAGUAACGGACUCUCCAUCUACUGUAACGCAAGAGAUUACAACAGAAGAGCAGCCUACUACAGUAACGGACUCUCCGUCUACUGUAACGCAGGAGAUUACAACAGAAGAGCAGCCUACUACAGUAACGGACUCUCCAUCUACUGUAACGCAAGAGAUUACAACAGAAGAGCAGCCUACUACAGUAACGGACUCCCCAUCAACUGUAACGCAAGAGAUAACAACAGAAGAGCAGCCUACUACAGUAACGGACUCUCCAUCUACUGGAACGCAAGAGAUUACAACAGAAGAGCAGCCUACUACAGUAACGGACUCUCCAUCUACUGUAACGCAGGAGAUUACAACAGAAGAGCAGCCUACUACAGUAACGGACUCCCCAUCUACUGUAACGCAAGAGAUUACAACAGAAGAGCAGCCUACUACAGUAACGGACUCUCCAUCUACUGUAACGCAAGAGAUUACAACAGAAGAGCAUCCUACUACAGUAACGGACUCUUCAUCUACUGUAACGCAAGAGAUUACAACAGAACAGCAGUCUACUACAGUAACGGACUCUCCGUCUACUGUAACGCAGGAGGUUACAACAGAAGAGAAGCCUACUACAGUAACGGACUCCCCAUCUACUGUAACGCAUGAGACUACAAGAGAAGAGCAGCCUACUACAGUAACGGACUCUCCAUCUACUGAAACGCAGGAGGUAACAACAGAAGAGCAGCCUACUACAGUAACGGACUCCCCAUCAACUGUAACGCAAGAGAUAACAACAGAAGAGCAGCCUACUACAGUAACGGACUCCCCAUCUACUGGAACGCAAGAGAUUACAACAGAAGAGCAGCCUACUACAGUAACGGACUCUCCAUCUACUGUAACGCAAGAGAUUACAACAGAAGAGCAGCCUACUACAGUAACGGACUCUCCAUCUACUGGAACGCAAGAGAUUACAACAGAAGAGCAGCCUACUACAGUAACGGACUCUCCAUCUACUGAAACGCAGGAGGUAACAACAGAAGAGCAGCCUACUACAGUAACGGACUCUCCAUCAACUGUAACGCAAGAGAUAACAACAGAAGAGCAGCCUACUACAGUAACGGACUCUUCAUCUACUGUAACGCAAGAGAUUACAACAGAACAGCAGUCUACUACAGUAACGGACUCUCCAUCUACUGUAACGCAAGAGAUUACAACAGAAGAGCAGCCUACUACAGUAACGGACUCUCCAUCUACUGAAACGCAGGAGGUUACAACAGAAGAGCAGCCUACUACAGUAACGAACUCUCCAUCUACUGAAACGCAGGAGGUUACAACAGAAGAGCAGCCUACAACAGUAACGGACUCCCCAUCAACUGUAACGCAAGAGAUUACAACAGAACAGCAGUCUACUACAGUAACGGACUCUCCAUCUACUGUAACGCAAGAGAUUACAACAGAAGAGCAGCCUACUACAGUAACGGACUCUCCAUCUACUGAAACGCAGGAGGUUACAACAGAAGAGCAGCCUACUACAGUAACGGACUCUCCAUCUACUGUAACGCAAGAGAUUACAACAGAAGAGCAGCCUACUACAGUAACGGACUCUCCAUCUACUGAAACGCAGGAGGUUACAACAGAAGAGCAGCCUACUACAGUAACGGACUCUCCAUCUACUGUAACGCAAGAGAUUACAACAGAAGAGCAGCCUACUACAGUAACGGACUCCCCAUCAACUGUAACGCAAGAGAUUACAACAGAAGAGCAGCCUACUACAGUAACGGACUCUCCAUCUACUGGAACGCAAGAGAUAACAACAGAAGAGCAGCCUACUACAGUAACGGACUCUCCAUCUACUGUAACGCAAGAGAUUACAACAGAACAGCAGUCUACUACAGUAACGGACUCUCCAUCUACUGUAACGCAAGAGAUUACAACAGAAGAGCAGCCUACUACAGUAACGGACUCUCCAUCUACUGAAACGCAGGAGGUUACAACAGAAGAGCAGCCUACUACAGUAACGGACUCUCCAUCUACUGUAACGCAAGAGAUUACAACAGAAGAGCAGCCUACUACAGUAACGGACUCCCCAUCAACUGUAACGCAAGAGAUUACAACAGAAGAGCAGCCUACUACAGUAACGGACUCUCCAUCUACUGGAACGCAAGAGAUUACAACAGAACAGCAGCCUACUACAGUAACGGACUCUCCAUCUACUGUAACGCAGGAGAUUACAACAGAACAGCAGCCUACUACAGUAACGGACUCUCCAUCUACUGUAACGCAAGAGAUUACAACAGAAGAGCAGCCUACUACAGUAACGGACUCUCCGUCUACUGAAACGCAGGAGGUUACAACAGAAGAGCAGCCUACUACAGUAACGGACUCUCCAUCUACUGUAACGCAAGAGAUUACAACAGAAGAGCAGCCUACUACAGUAACGGAUUCCCCAUCUACUAUAACGCAAGAGAUUACAACAGAAGAGCAGCCUACUACAAUAACGGACUCCCCAUCUACUGUAACGCAAGAGAUAACAACAGAAGAGCAGUCUACUACAGCAACCGACUCUCAAUCAACUGUAACGCAAGAGAUUACAACAGAAGAGCAGUCUACUACAGUAACGGAUUCCCCAUCUACUGUAACGCAAGAGAUUACAACAGAAGAGCAGCCUACUACAGUAACGGACUCUCCGUCUACUGUAACGCAGGAGGUUACAACAGAAGAGCAGCCUACUACAGUAACGGACUCCCCAUCUACUGUAACGCAAGAGAUUACGACAGAAGAGCAGCCUACUACAGUAACGGACUCUCCGUCUACUAUAACGCAGGAGGUAACAACAGAAGAGCAGCCUACUACAGUAACGGACUCUUCAUCUACUGUAACGCAAGAGAUUACAACAGAAGAGCAGCCUACUACAGUAACGGACUCCCCAUCAACUGUAACGCAGGAGGUUACAACAGAAGAGCAGUCUACUACAGCAACCGACUCUCAAUCAACUGUAACGCAAGAGAUUACAACAGAACAGCAGCCUACUACAGUAACGGACUCCCCAUCUACUGUAACGCAAGAGAUUACAACAGAACAGCAGCCUACUACAGUAACGGACUCUCCAUCUACUGUAACGCAAGAGAUUACAACAGAAGAGAAGCCUACUACAGUAACGGACUCUCCAUCUACUGUAACACAAGAGAUUACAACAGAAGAGCAGUCUACUACAGCAACCGACUCUCAAUCAACUGUAACGCAAGAGAUUACAACAGAAGAGCAGCCUACUACAGUAACGGACUCUCUGUCUACUGUAACACAAGAGAUUACAACAGAAGAGCAUCCUACUACAGUAACGGACUCUCCAUCUACUGUAACGCAAGAGAUAACAACAGAAGAGCAGUCUACUACAGCAACCGACUCUCAAUCAACUGUAACGCAAGAGAUUACAACAGAAGAGCAGCCUACUACAGUAACGGACUCUCCGUCUACUGUAACGCAAGAGAUUACAACAGAAGAGAAGCCUACUACAGUAACGGACUCUCCAUCUACUGUAACGCAAGAGAUUACAACAGAAGAGCAGCCUACUACAGUAACAGAUUCUCCAUCUACUGUAACGCAAGAGAUUACAACAGAAGAGCAGCCUACUACAGUAACGGACUCUCCAUCUACUGUAACGCAGGAGGUUACAACAGAAGAGAAGCCUACUACAGUAACGGACUCUCCAUCUACUGUAACGCAAGAGAUUACAACAGAAGAGCAGCCUACUACAAUCACGGACUCCCCAUCUACUGUAACGCAAGAGAUAACAACAGAAGAGCAGUCUACUACAGCAACCGACUCUCAAUCAACUGUAACGCAAGAGAUUACAACAGAAGAGCAGUCUACUACAGUAACGGAUUCCCCAUCUACUGUAACGCAAGAGAUUACAACAGAAGAGCAGCCUACUACAGUAACGGACUCUCCAUCUACUGUAACGCAAGAGAUUACAACAGAACAGCAGUCUACUACAGUAACGGACUCUCCGUCUACUGUAACGCAGGAGGAUACAACAGAAGAGCAGCCUACUACAGUAACGGACUCCUCAUCUACUGUAACGCAAGAGAUUACGACAGAAGAGCAGCCUACUACAGUAACGGACUCUCCGUCUACUGUAACGCAGGAGGUAACAACAGAAGAGCAGCCUACUACAGUAACGGACUCUUCAUCUACUGUAACGCAAGAGAUUACAACAGAAGAGCAGCCUACUACAGUAACGGACUCCCCAUCAACUGUAACGCAAGAGAUUACAACAGAAGAGCAGCCUACUACAGUAACAGAUUCUCCAUCAACUGUAACGCAAGAGAUUACAACAGAAGAGCAGCCUACUACAGUAACGGACUCCCCAUCAACUGUAACGCAGGAGAUUACAACAGAAGAGCAUCCUACUACAGUAACGGACUCUCCAUCUACUGUAACGCAGGAGGUAACAACAGAGGAGCAACCUACUACAAUCACACAGAGCCUUUCAACAACAACAACGGAUGUUUCUACUGUAACGGAGAGUUCUUCAACACAUACAGCUACAGAAUCAUCUACUUACUCUUCAGUGUAUAGCACUACAACGAAUGCAAUCACUUCAACAACGGCUGCAACUCCGCAACCGUCCCUCGCAGAGCAGGUUAUUGUUGCCGUAGGCAAAGCAAUCGCUGUCGUUGACAGUUUGUUACAAAUAUUUUUUAACUUUGUUCAACAGAAUUAAUGAACAUUGGUCGUAAAUUUUGGAUAAUCUUCUAUAGCAUUACUCUUGCAUUAGACUUCAAAGAAUAACAUAUGUGGGACUUCCUCGUUAGGUGUACAAAUACAUAGUUGCCUUUCUGAAACGUCAUUAACGUCAUCCCAAUACCACUUCAACAAUGAUAUAACUGAUAUGAAUAAAUGUACAUAUUAUUAAAA